AUGCCCAUUGGCCGAGGAUCUGUCAACACGACCGAAGAGAGCUCGAUAGGGGAUGCAAAUGUGCCCCCAGCAUUCUUUCACCAGAACCGUACCCUUUCCCCACGGACGGCCACGGAAGCUCGAGUCCAUCAUGUGCAGUCCAUCCGGUGGCUGCUUUACCCCCGCGCACAAAUCCUGGUGUGGCUCACAGCCAGCACCGUCGUGAUCGCCCCAAUCCUGCACCUCCUCUUGUUCUUGCCGGAUACGUUCACAUCGAACGACCUCAUCAACGGACCAUCCCACGCCUACGCUCCAGAAUAA
This is a messenger RNA of Aphanomyces astaci, 300 nucleotides long. RefSeq lists its product as hypothetical. The record is from RefSeq and is a predicted model, not a curated record. The transcript is spliced from 2 exons. Lineage: Eukaryota; Oomycota; Saprolegniomycetes; Saprolegniales; Verrucalvaceae. The coding region runs from base 1 to 300 and encodes 99 amino acids.